This is a messenger RNA of Psilocybe cubensis, 999 nucleotides long. RefSeq lists its product as uncharacterized. Gene Ontology annotation, biological process: mitochondrion organization. Bases 1 to 999 code for a protein of 332 amino acids. The transcript is spliced from 10 exons. Gene Ontology annotation, cellular component: membrane; mitochondrion. Lineage: Eukaryota; Fungi; Basidiomycota; Agaricomycetes; Agaricales; Agrocybaceae. The record is from RefSeq and is a predicted model, not a curated record.
AUGGCUUUUACCCAAAAUGCAGGGAGACUUUUAGUCCCACUGGCUGUUGGUGUUGCCGCGCUUCAAGCAAGCCUUUACGAUGUUCCAGGAGGUUACCGAGCUGUUAUGUUCGACAGAUUCUCGGGCGUCAGUGACAAGGCAACUGGCGAAGGAACGCACUUUCUUGUUCCUUGGCUUCAACGGGCGAUUUUAUACGAUUGUCGUAUUAAACCAAGAAACAUUUCCACAACAACCGGCUCAAAAGAUAUGCAAAUGGUUUCAAUAACCCUCCGUGUCCUUUCCCGUCCCGAUCUCGAGCAUUUGCCAAAAAUUUACCAGAGUUUGGGUUUGGAUUAUGACGAGAGAGUCCUGCCAUCAAUUGGAAACGAAGUCCUAAAAAGCAUUGUUGCUCAGUUUGACGCCGCAGAAUUGAUCACACAGCGAGAAGUGGUAUCCUCACGAAUUCGUGCGGACCUUCUUCAACGUGCUGGAGAAUUCAACAUCAAGUUGGAAGAUGUUUCUAUCACUCAUCUUACUUUUGGAAAGGAAUUUACUCAAGCUGUCGAGGCCAAACAAAUCGCGCAGCAAGACGCUGAACGUGCCAAAUUCAUUGUCGAGAAGGCGGACCAAGAGCGGCAAGCAGCUGUUAUUAGGGCUGAGGGAGAGGCAGAAGCUGCACUGACUAUUUCUAAAGCUCUUGAGAAGGCCGGUGACGCGUUUGUUGCGCUUCGAAAGAUCGAGGCUAGCAAAGCAAUUGCGCAGUCCCUAUCUAAUAAUCCCAACGUCGCCUACAUCCCUAGUGGAAGUGGCAAUUUCAUCCUUGCUCUUGACUGCCAUCUAGUCUGUCUCUGUAUCUCUCGUCUUCCUUUUCUCUUUUCCUCUCCUCUCUCAUCUCUCUCGUCUCUCCUCUUUUUCCUCUCUUGUGACGGACUUCUAUCGUAUACGAUCUCCCAAUUUUCUGUCUUUUGUCUCAUUUUUUCACUCAUCUUUUUAAAUCAUGAAUCCAAUGGGCAUGGGUAG